AUGCCAGCAGGGGACCACGCAUUUUUAUUCGAUAUUCCGCUUCCAAGUAAAGUUUUCGACACCGUGGCUGGAGCAAACAAUCAAUAUCACACAUACUCUGUCGACGCCAUUAUCGAGCGACGCUUCAAAAGCAAUUUCGUGGUUUCGCAGCCACUUAGGAUUUACCAGGUUUCCGAUUUGGAGACCAGCUAUUUAAGACCACAUUGCCCACUGACUGUCGAGGGCCACUCCAAUGAAAAUAUCCAAUAUUCCCUCUCCAUCACUGACCGGAACGUUCCCUUUGGUUGCACAUUUCCCGUGGAAUGCUGGUUUGCACCGUUGUUGAAAUACGCCAGACUCAAGGCUGUUACAAUCAAAGUAAUUGAGAAACAGAUUGCGCGGUUGGAAGCUACUGCUGAAGAAUCAGUGCGACACAAUGUACGGUUUAUCACUGCAGCACAAACUGAAACUGUUUUCACGAAGGUCAUCGAUUUCUCUGAAAGGGAUGAAUCUGAUUCGGACGGUCUUUCGGAAAUUGAAUGGCACUUUACCACGCCCGUCUCUCUACCUAGGAGUCUUAACGCAUGCUCGCAGAGUGUCUCGACAAGACCCAUCAAGAUUGACCAUGAGCUUUCUAUCACUGCUGAAUUUAGUGAUGAGACGGGGGAAGAGAUAGCCGUGAUCACGGAAAUGAUGCCAUUUAAGAUAUAUAUGACACCCAACGUGAUUGGAGAAAAUGCGUUCGCUCGUGGGCAAGAUAUCCAACAUAUGCAGGGAAGCCGAUGUCCUCCUCCGGCUUACAAUGAUCAUUUUUCGGACUUGAUCUUGUCGGCUGCUACUCAAUCAGAUCAUUGUGAGCACCCGAUGCUAGCGGAGAUCAAUUCUGCGCGGUCUUCCAGUGAGCAAAGUGCGAGUAUUCACACUAUGGACCCAGCCCCCCGAUACGAGCAGGUCGUAUAG
Molecule: messenger RNA, 939 nt
Organism: Penicillium griseofulvum
Lineage: Eukaryota; Fungi; Ascomycota; Eurotiomycetes; Eurotiales; Aspergillaceae
Exons: 3
Coding region: 1-939 (312 amino acids)
Source: RefSeq, a predicted model, not a curated record